Striga asiatica is the source of this 1922-nucleotide messenger RNA. NCBI's taxonomy places the organism in Eukaryota, Viridiplantae, Streptophyta, Magnoliopsida, Lamiales, Orobanchaceae. The record is from the annotation of a GenBank genome assembly.
GCAAAAGCUCCAUAUAUGAGAAUGUUGCAAGAAGAAGAAAAAGAGCCCGCUAGCCCGGGUGCCCAAUUGAUGCAAGCGCCGGGCUUCAAUCUUUGCAUACUAGCCAUCUUGGGUUAUAGGACAAAAAUCAAUGUCGACUUAUUCAAAGAAGAGAUCAGUCGAAACCUAGCUAAGCAUACCCGAUUUUCUUGUUUGCUGCUUGUUAGUGACAAGCAAAAAAACUCCAUUGAUGAGAUGAAAAUGUCACAAGGAGAAGAGAAAGAAGAGCCCGCAAGCCCGGGAGCUCGUUUAAUGCAGGCUCCGGGCUUCGAUCUCUGCAUAUUAGCCGCCAUGGGUUAUUCGACAAAGAUCGAUCUCGACUUGUUUAAGAAGGAAAUAGGGCAAAACCUAACUAAACAUCCUCGAUUUUGUAGUUUGAUGGUCGCCAAGAACAAAAAGUUUGGCACGUUUUCAUGGCAACGUACAAAAGUUGACUUGGACAAGCACGUGAUUGCCCCCGAUUUGGAUCCCGAUAUGGAAAACCCGGACGACUUCAUAGACAACUACAUAUCGAGUCUUUCGACUAGCCAAAUGACCCACGAGAAGCCGUUGUGGGAAGUUCACGUGCUCAAUGUGAAAAACUCGGACGCAAAUUCUACCGUUGUAUUCAAAAUCGACCACUCCAUUGGGGAUGGCAUUUCCCUAAUAUCGCUCGUCAUAGCUUGUGCUCAGAAAAAAUCCGAUCCUCAAUCUUUGCCUCCAAUUGCAACCAAGAAACGUGAAAAAGUCGCGAAAAAUAAUGGAAUGAUGAUGAUGAUGAUGAAGAGGUUGUUUGUCUUGGUUUGGAUAUUUUUGUUGGUUAUGUUCAACACGUUGGUCGACUCGUUGUCGUUUUUGGCGACCAUUUCAUUUUUGAAAGACACGAACACGGUGAUUAAAGCUUCGGGUAAUGUGGAAUUGUCUCCCAAGAGAUACGUGCGCCGGAUUAUCAGCCUCGACGAGGUUAAAUUUGUCAAGAACGCCAUGAAUGUGAGCAUUAACGAUGUCGUACUUGGAGUCACCGAAGCUGGCCUCAACUGUUAUCUGAGCUCGAGAUACGAAAAACAGAACCAAAAUGACGCGAAAAAUCCUAAAAAGGGCUAUAAUCCUCUGCCCAAAAACAUCCGCCUUAGGUCGGCAUGCAUUUUCAAUCUUAGGCCAUGCGCAAAACCGGAGAUGAUGGAGAAGGAGAAACUGCUGAAGGGAAUGUGGGGAAAUAUAGUCGGAAUUGUCGUGUUUCCGCUAAGGAUUUCCCCUGAGGACGACCCCUUAGCUUACGUGCGUAGAGCUAAGGCAACUAUGGAUAAAAAGAAACUUUCGCUCGGCCACAAAGUCGCGUUUGGGUUUAUGAAGCUAAUGAUGUUUUUGUUCGGAAGCAGGGUGACGGCCCGCGUGUCGACUAGAGUUUUCCGGAAUACGACGUUGAGCUUCUCGAACGUGGUGGGCCCACGAGAGGAAAUAACCGUGUUUGGUCAUCCGUUGGCGUACAUUGCUCCUUCGGUUUUCGGCUAUCCUCAGGGACUGGUGAUACACUACCAAAGCUACGCGAAUCGGCUUGUGAUAUCCAUUGGAGCUGACGAGAAGUUGCACCCGAAUCCUCAUCAACUUUGCGAUGAUUUGGUUAGGUCUUUCGAAAGAAUUAAAGAAGCUGUAAUGAAAAAAGGGCUUGUUAAUGGAUCUGAGUUUUGUUGAGAGUGUGUGAAGGUUUAUGUUUUAUAUUUGGAGGUAACAAAAUAAGGGUUAAUUUGUUGAUGGCUCUGAGUUACGAUGAGUGUGAGGUUAAUGUGAUUUAGAGUGAGAUUUCUUGUUCUGAUUUUGUGUUAUAUUUUGGGUUUCAUUACAUUGGAUGCAUGACACACGUUUAUGAUAAUAUUAUAUUUGUACAUGUGUAUGUAUAGAGUAUU